GAUUCGACCUUUAAACCGAUGGAUGGAAACGGAUUGGGAAUAUGGAUAUUGACGAACUGUCACCUCAUUUUCCAUAUAUGAAAAAUCUAAAACACGACCGCAUUGAAUGCUGGUGGACCAUAGAUUGGACAAAACGUCUCCAAUUCACUGUUUAAUACUUCUGCUUAUCUAUCUUAUACCAUGAAUACUGUUUUGAUCGUAUUUCUUCUCGGAAGCUGCUUGAUUGCCGUCUCGAAGCAAACAAAAAAAUUGAUCAAGAACGAAGAAAAUGCCGUUGACCUUUCUGACGACAGUCAUCAGGURUUUGCAUGGUCUGGAAGUGGUUUGAGUGAAGACAAGAACAACGAACAUGGUGAAGACGAGACCCCUGAUGACGAUGAAAAUGUUUCUGAAAAUAUUUCUGGUAUGGCAAGUGCAAGUGGCGAAGAUCUGGAAAAACGUAAAAAAGUAAAAUCCGACCUUGAAAUGGACGCUGGAUGCAAAUGCGAAGGACUUACAUGUGAAUGUUGCCUGAAUGUUGACGUUAAAAUACUCCAAGGAGAAGCGUGUAUCGAUGCCAGAGCGCUUCCUGACGAAAAUGCUGUACAGGUUUCAUUGGUUUGGAAUGGAGAAACAAAGGCGAGCGUGAAAAAAUCAUUGAAACACGUUUCUUUUUGCCACUCUAUUGUGCCGACAACAGAAGGUUGUGUGACUAUCCGGGACAUUUCACUCGACUCAGAGAAAUUUGGUGGCUGCAUUUCUCUAAAGGUAACACUGCCUUUCUACGAGGAUACGUUCGAACUCGGUUGCUUUCACACGAACAUUGAAGAAGCACUCAACGAAGCAGUUAAUGAUGUACCAAUUCGGCUUAGACAUGGAAGAUGGUACGAAAGAAAGCAAACAAAAAUCAAAGCAAAGAAAACAACUCCAAGGCAUAUUCACAAGAAAAAUACUUAAAAACGUGUUUACCAUUUAUGAUAUCAUGUUAAAAUGAGUCUUGAAUUGUAAAAAUAAGAGGUACUUCGAUCUGGCUCGACAGAUAAUGAAAGAGACCUUGUGAUCGACGUUUAGAAUAAGUCUUGGUUUUUAUAAAGUAUUAAAAUGUAAAAACAAAAACAAACUGGGAAAUACAACACUACAUUAAUAACUAUAGCACAGAAAAAGUCUAAGGAGAGCACUCUCUACCAUCAACCAAUGAAAGCGCGCAUUACGAUUGGCCAAUGAGAGCACUCCUUACCAUCACCCAAUGAGCGCGCGCAUUGCGAUUGGCCAAUGAGAGCACUCUUUACCAUCACUCAAUGAGCGCGCAUUAMGAUUGGCCAAUGAGAACACUCUCUACCAUUACCCAAUAAGAGCGUGCGUUACAAUUAGCCAGUGACCAAUGAAAGCAUUUGUUAUUAUCAUCCAGUAAGGACAGUAUGGCAACGAUCAUAGAGAACUGCUUUAUUCAAAGCGGACUUAUUUUGUAAAGUGAUUUGUUUUAUUGCAUAUCAGAUACACUAUGUAAUAAUAUCACAAACAGCAAAAAGUCACCAAACAAUGACAGUACACAAAUCUACAAACAUUAAACAGAGCUUACAAGCUUGCAUGAAAAGUUGURCCGUCUAAAUCGGCGUUUAAACAACUUCAGAGAAGCACGCGAAUACUUCAUAUUCAUGCAGUGUUAGAGAAUGAAAAUAAAGAAAUAUGGAAAAAAAAAACUAUUCAAUGUGCAU
This is a messenger RNA of Exaiptasia diaphana, 1694 nucleotides long. RefSeq lists its product as uncharacterized. NCBI's taxonomy places the organism in Eukaryota, Metazoa, Cnidaria, Anthozoa, Actiniaria, Aiptasiidae. The coding region runs from base 181 to 936 and encodes 251 amino acids. The record is from RefSeq and is a predicted model, not a curated record. The transcript has 7 exons.